Molecule: messenger RNA, 1218 nt
Organism: Phaethon lepturus (White-tailed tropicbird)
Lineage: Eukaryota; Metazoa; Chordata; Aves; Phaethontiformes; Phaethontidae
Product: plectin-like
Exons: 7
Biological process (GO): hemidesmosome assembly; wound healing; intermediate filament cytoskeleton organization
Cellular component (GO): perinuclear region of cytoplasm; focal adhesion; sarcolemma
Molecular function (GO): structural constituent of muscle; ankyrin binding; structural constituent of cytoskeleton
Source: RefSeq, a predicted model, not a curated record
GCUGGAGGCUGCCCACCAGCACCUCCUCGUGCUCUGGCACCAGCUGCACCUGGACAUGAGGAGCCUCCUGUCCUGGCAGUACCUGAUCCGCGACAUCCAGCAAAUCCAGUCCUGGUCCCACCUGACGUUCCGCACGAUGCAGGUGGAGGAGUGCCGGCAGGGCCUGCGCAGCCUGCGCAGCCUGGAGACCCACUACCAGGAAUUCUUGCGGGACAGCCAGGACUCGCAGAGCUUCCAGCCUGACGACCGGCUGCAUGUGGAGCGCGAGUACAAUGCCUGCACCCAGAAGUACGAGCUGCUGCUGCGCAGCCAGGAGAAAGGAGAGCAGGACGAGUCCCUGUGCAAGAACUAUAUCUCCCAGCUGAAAGACAUCCGUCUGCAGCUGGAGAGCUGCGAGACCCGCACCAUCCACAAGAUCCGCCUGCCCCUCGACAAGGACCCGGUCAAGGAGUGUGCCCAGCGCAUCACCGAGCAGCAGCAAAUCCACUUGGAGUUGGAGGGCAUCAAGAAGAACCUGGACAAGGUCAGUGAGAAGACAGAGAAGGUGUUGGCCCAGCCAGAACAGGCCAGCUCGGCCCCCGUCUUGCGCUCAGAGCUGGAGAUCACCCUGCAGAAGAUGGACCAGGUGUACAGCCUCUCCAGCAUCUACCUGGAGAAGCUGAAGACCAUCAACCUGGUGAUCCGCAGCACUCAGGGGGCAGAGGAGCUGGUCAAGAAGUACGAGGACCAGCUGAAGGAUGUGCAGACCGUGCCGGCUGACCUCAAGGAGCUGGAGGCCAGCAAGGCCGAGCUGAAGCGGCUGCGCGCGCAGGCGGAGGGGCAUCAGCCCUUCUUCAGCACGCUGGAGACCGACCUGAGCAAGGCCAAGGAUGUCAACGAGCGCAUGGUCAGGGGCCACAGCGAGCGUGACGUGGACCUGGACCGCUACCGGGAGAGAGUCCAGCAGCUGCUGGAGCGCUGGCAGGCUGUCCUCGCCCAGACGGACCUGCGCCAGCGUGAGCUGGACCAGCUGGGCCGCCAGCUGCGGUACUACCGUGAGAGCUGCGACGGGUUGCUCCAGUGGAUCCAGGACGCAAAGCAGCGGCAGGAGAAAAUCCAGGCGGUGCCCAUCACCGACAGCAAGACCGUGCGGGAGCAGCUGCUGCAGGAGAAGAAACUCCUGGAGGAGUGCGACCGCAACAAGGAGAAGGUGGAGGAGUGCCAGCGCUAUGCCAAGCA